Messenger RNA from Vitis vinifera (wine grape), 2083 nucleotides. Its product is annotated as mannosyltransferase APTG1. Gene Ontology annotation, molecular function: alpha-1,2-mannosyltransferase activity. Bases 237 to 1862 code for a protein of 541 amino acids. The transcript has 10 exons. Lineage: Eukaryota; Viridiplantae; Streptophyta; Magnoliopsida; Vitales; Vitaceae. The record is from RefSeq and is a predicted model, not a curated record. Gene Ontology annotation, cellular component: endoplasmic reticulum membrane. Gene Ontology annotation, biological process: GPI anchor biosynthetic process.
AUAAAUAACAUACAAAAAGGAAAAAAAAAAAAAAAAGAAAACAAAAAGCAGGUCGAGGCGAUGCGAAAGAAGAAAGAAGAAAGAAGAGUGGAGAAAGGGAAAGGGAAGUGGCGUACCUGAGACGGAGAAGGUAUCGACUACCGAGACUUGACAGAUGGGUUGCUGCCGGAGUGAGAGGGUUCCACAAGACUAAACUUACCACAAAAUCUCGUGAGUUCACCCAAUUACGGAGACAAAUGAGGCAGAGACAACAUGUUGCAAUUGCAGAAGAUAAAGAUAGAAUUGAAAAUCCUAAUCUUUCUGAAGAAGAGAAAAAGAGAAAACCAAGCUAUGAUCUCUUUUCAUCGUCAACAAAAACUUUGAUGUUUUGCUUGGCCGUGCGAAUGGCAAAUUCUUUGCUAGUGCAGACAUAUUUCAAUCCAGAUGAACAUUGGCAAGCCUUAGAAGUUGCACAUAGCAUUGCAUUUGGAUAUGGUCAUUUGACAUGGGAAUGGAAGAAGGGAAUUCGUAGCUACUUGCAUCCGAUGGUGUUUGCCUCCCUUUAUAAAGUUCUUGCUUUAUGUCAUCUUGAUACCCCGUGGUUCAUGUCAAGGGCUCCGCGACUGCUACAGUCCAUGUUUUGUGCAGUUGGUGAUUUAUACUUGUACAAGCUGUCUAAUGUCCUAUUUGAUGAUCAUGUUGCACAAUGGGCGCUUUUUUCACAGUUGGUGAACUGGUUUAUGUUUUUCUGUUUCACUCGUACAUUGUCAAAUAGUUUGGAGACUGUUCUUACCCUUGUGGGCAUAUACUAUUGGCCCUGUAUGAGAGUUUCUUCCAACAAAGCUCCCUUGUUUUCAAGAAAGUGGGGUGUGGCUAUAGCAGCAUUAGCUUGUGCAAUUCGACCAACAAGUGCGAUUAUAUGGAUGUAUGUUGGCCUUCUUGAGCUGUUUUUGGCACAUGAUAGACUGAAGUUCAUUUUCCUUGAGGUGGCUCCUAUUGGGGUCCUGGUGCUCGCACUUAUGUGUUUGGUGGAUCGUUUGAUGUACGGUUCAUGGAUCUUAGUACCUCUUAAUUUUCUAAAGUUCAAUUUUCUUUCCUCUGGUGGAGACUAUUAUGGCACUCAUAAGUGGCACUGGUACUUCACUCAGGGAUUUCCAGUCAUGCUGUUCACUUUUUUACCAUUUUCCAUAGCUGGCAUGGUCCUGUCUAAACAAUGGAAGCCUUCUGGCCUUAUUGCAUGGGUUUUAGGGCUUUACAGUGUGCUAGGUCACAAAGAAUUCAGGUUUGUCCUGCCUGUGCUUCCACUAGCUUUGAUGUUCUCUGGAUAUUCAAUAGCUGCAAUGAAAACAGCUGAUUCUUCAAACAGUAAAAGGAAAGGAUCUUCCAACAGUCAUGUCAAAUGCCCUUCAAAAGUGCGAUUGGCCAUCUUUUUCUUGCUUUCUACAAACAUUCCAAUGGCUUUGUAUAUGAGCUUGUUUCAUCAGAGAGGAACUGAGGAUGUAAUGAAUUAUCUAUCCAAAGAGGCUUCCAACAAUAAAGUGAAAAGUAUCCUUUUUCUAAUGCCCUGCCAUGCCACACCUUACUACUCCGCCUUGCAUCAUGACCUGCCCAUGCGUUUCUUAGAUUGCUCACCAAGUGAAGAGAAAGGAACCCUGGAUGAGUCAGACCGUUUCAUGAUGGAUCCAGCUAGUUUUGCAUCAGAAUUUGCAAUAAAUUGGUCUCUACCUAGUCACAUUGUAAUGUUUGAUUCAGAAGAAAGAUCACUAAGGGAAUUUCUAGUUUCACAUUCUUUCAAAGAGAUAAGAAGGUUUUUUCAUGCUCACUUAAAGGUGGACCGUGAUCUUCAAGCAUCAGUUGUUGUAUAUGCUUUUACAGGCCAGUGACACAUGUUUCCAAUGCUAACAAUUGCCAUUUUUGUAAUCUGACUAUUCAAUUGUAUUUUGACAAAUUUUAUUUUCCUUCAGAGACUUAUUAAUUUAUUGUUCUUAAAUUAAUUCUUAGUAGUUUGAUGUCUGAAGGAAUUAUUUAAUUGAUAGCAGUAUAACACUUACAGCAAGAUUCUAGCAUGUAAUAAUAAAUUGCUUCUCUAUUAUUCUGAGAUGAA